Messenger RNA from Saccharomycopsis crataegensis, 2592 nucleotides. RefSeq names its product vacuolar transporter chaperone. Bases 1 to 2592 code for a protein of 863 amino acids. The transcript has a single exon. The record is from RefSeq and is a predicted model, not a curated record. NCBI's taxonomy places the organism in Eukaryota, Fungi, Ascomycota, Saccharomycetes, Ascoideales, Saccharomycopsidaceae. Gene Ontology annotation, cellular component: fungal-type vacuole membrane; vacuolar transporter chaperone complex.
AUGCUCUUUUCCGUGAAGCUUCAAAAAGAGGCAUAUUCUCCUUGGAAACCGCAAUACAUCGACUACGAAAAACUAAAAAAGUUAUUGAAGGAAAAUGUGGUUUAUCAACCAGCAGCACCAUCUGACAAUGCGUCACACAACCACAACAAAAAAUGGACAGAAAAAAAUGAAAGCGACUUUGUUCACCAAUUGGACUUGGAAUUAGAAAAAGUGUACUCUUUCCAAUCAGCAGAAUAUUCAAGAAUUGAUUCUAAAAUCACCGCUUUGGAAAACAUCAUUGACAGCAAUGUUGUCUUACCGGACGCAUCUACCUCAGUUACCAACGAACAAAACCAACUUUUCUUGUCCAACUUUGACUACAAAUCCUUCCAAGACAGUCUUGAAGAGACCCUUAAUUUGGCUCAGGAGUUGGACCAUUUUUCUAGAUUGAAUUUCACCGGGUUUAUCAAGAUUGUGAAAAAGCAUGAUAGGUUGCACCCAGAAUACACAGUUAAGCCAUUGUUGAAUGUCAGACUUAACGAAUUGCCUUUCCAUUCCGAAGAUUAUUCUCCAUUAUUAUACAGAAUCUCUGUUCUCUACAACUUUUUGAGAGAAAACUUCCAAUCGAAAAUCAGCUCUUCAAGCUUCAACAACUCCAUGACGUUGAAUUCUGUCAGUUCCAAUAAGGCCGUCAGUACCGCUAACUUGGAUGACUCAAAAUGUUUCAAGUCAUUCAAAUUUUGGAUUCAUCCUGAUAACUUGAUGGAAGUGAAAACAAAAAUCUUGAGACACUUGCCGGUGUUAAUUUAUAAUAAUAAUUCAGGCUCAGACUACUCCAAUGAUGAAAAUGACUCGAUCAUUACCAGCUUAUACUUUGACAAUAGCAAUUUUGAUUUAUACAAUGCGAAGUUAUUGAAAAAUAACAACAGUCCAACUUUGAGAUUGAGAUGGUCUGGUAAGUUGAUUGAAAAGCCAGAAAUCUUUUUAGAAAAAAAACUUUUCCACGACAGCACCGACACGGAACCUGCUCAUAAUAAUGACGAAGUUGAAAAGUUGGUUUCCAUCAAGUUGAAGGAGAAAUACAUUGAAAGUUUAGUCAUUGACGCCAAUGACCAAACUGCUUUCAAUAAAAUAUUGAAAAAAAUCAGAAAGAGAAGCGAUGAUAAUUCCCAAAUUGAGAAAUUAACCACUUUACGCAAAUUUGUCAUUGAAAAUGACUUGGAGCCUACCCUCAGAUGUAUAUAUACCAGAACCGCUUUCCAGAUCCCUGGUGAUGAUAGGGUGAGAAUCAUUAUUGAUAGUGACAUUCUCUUUAUUAGAGAAGACUCUUUUGAUAAAUCAAGACCAAUCAGAGAUCCUCAAAGGUGGCACAGAACCGAUAUCGAUUCGAAAAUCGACAAUCCUUAUAGCUUAUUGAGAAAAGGUGAGUUUGUGAAAUUUCCAUAUUCAGUGAUGGAAAUCACCGUCCAAGAUGUUGGGGCCACAAGUGCCAACCCAGUAACUUCCAGUGGCGUGGGGACCAGUACCGAACACCAAAAGAUCAAGUUAUCCUUCAGCAAAAAAUCAGGUAAAUGGAUUGAGGAGUUGACUUCGUCGCAUUUGGUGAAAGAAGUGCCGAACUUUUCUAAAUUCAUUCAAGGGAUUGCCUCUUUACACACUGAAGAUGAUAAAUUGGAUAUUUUACCAUUCUGGUUGCCAGAGUUGGAAAAAGAUAUCAGAAAAGAUCCAAAGGACGCUUAUGAUGAAGAACUUAAGCAAAUGAAGGAGCGCAAGAAAUCGGUGUCUUUAAUCAAUAAAGUGUCUACAUUGUCUUCACCAAAAUUGGCUGCCACUGAUAGCGCCAGAGAAAGUAAAAGACAAAUGGUGAGCAAAUUAUUGAUGGAAAAGACCAACAUGAAGGCCAAUUUGGAAGACUAUGACUCUUCUGAUAAUGAGGAUGAUGAUUAUCUUGCCAGCACCUCCAAUUCUGAGGAGUUUGGAUUUGAUGAUGAAGAUGAAUUCAUGCCACAGCAACCAAGAACAGUCAUUACCAACGGCUCAACUUUCCAUAAUUUCCCUCGUCAACCAACAGUCAUUCAUUCGAAGUUCCAAGAUGCUGAAUCUGAAGAUGAAGAAGUUGAAUUACCUCCAGGAGUCAAAGAGCCAAAGAAUUUCAUUAAGAAUGCUGGUCCAAAUAAAGUCGAGGCUAAAGUAUGGUUGGCUAAUGAGCGUACUUUUAUCAGAUGGCUUCACACGUCAGUGAUUCUUUUCCUUUUUGCCACCACCAUUCAAAAUUCUACCAAGAAAUCUAAUUUCCCAGAGUUGCAAAGAUGGAUUUCUGGAAUUUAUUUCCUCGUUACCCUUUUCAUCUUGGGAUGGGGGUACCACAUUUACAAGAAAAGAUUGAGAAUCAUCACUGAUCGUAGUGGAGAACAUUUGGACAAUAUUUGGGGGCCAAUUAUUGUGGCCGGAAGCUUGUUGUGCAUUUUGGUGAUCAAUUUCAGUUUAGGGUUGAAGGACAGUUUGGUUCAUCAUGAAUUGAGUGGAAAAUUGAAGAAUUUGGAUGGUAAUACUAAAGAGUAUUUGAACUUCUUUGUGAAUAUGGUUGGUGGAGAUGUGGAACUUAUUAAUUGA